ACUUUGCUAUUAUUGUGCUAUUAAUAUUUUAUUAAUAUAUUAGAAAUUUCUACUAAUAUAUUUCUGUAUUUUAUAUUUUGUUUUCGCAAUAUUAAUAAAUCUUAAAUAUAAAAAGAAUUUCGAAAUGAACUGUUCAAGAUUAAGGAAUAAUAUUAUCACAUAAAAGAUAACGUUUAGUAUUUUUUAUAGUUUUUUUUUUUUAUUUGGAUGUAAGUUUUAACAGAAUACUCUAAGAGAAUAUAUUACUACUUAUAUUAUAGAAUAGUUUUUCAUUAUGAACAAGGACAGCAACAGAAGUGCAGCAGGACUGCGACGCUCAGCAAUUGCUGAAAGGAUUCGACUAAGAGAGGAAUGGUCAGCCCUCAAAGGUACAGAUAAUGCCACUACAUCAAAAAAGAAGACUACUGUCACAAGUAUAUUAGCCAAAAAGAGAAUAGCUACCAAGAAAACGGUUUUAACGAAUUCACAGAAAAACGAGGAUACUGCAAUUGAAAAUUUUGAAAAAGAAAUGAAAGCAACCAGCGAGGUGUUGCACGGCGUCGUCGCGUUAGUGGAGGUUGGCAACGAGAAGAAAGCACUGGCACUCAGAGCGGCGCUGACCGCGUUGGGAGCCACGGUGGUGCCAACUUGGAGCCCCAUUGUUACCCAUCUAGUGUGGGCGCAAGGCGGGUGCCGGCGGGCGCGGUCGCGAGGCCGAGCGCUGGCUAGCCAGCUGGUGUCGCCGCUGUGGGUGGAGGCGUGCGCGGCGGCUGGUGCGCGGCUGCCCGCGCGGGGCUUCCCCGCCGCCGCGCGAGCCUCCGACCUGCCCUCGCCGCGCACGCUGCGCGUCCUGCUGAAAAAGGCCGACAUGGAGAACGUACCGAUAGCCGAUCUACUAUCGGAAUCCGAAGAGAGAGAACUGAAACCGGCGCGACUGCGGCUGUCGAGCGAGACGGAACGCGACACGUCGGCCGACACGUCGCGCGACACGUCUAAAAACACAACCAAAUCGAGCGACACUUCCAAGGAUGCCACGGAUGUUGAAUCCCGCGUGAACACAGCGCCCCGCCGGGCGAUGCCCAAGUCUAUGAGCACGCCGCGACCGCGCAAGUCCAAGAGGAAGCUGUUCACACAGCGAGACGCUGACCUCACCAAGGACUCUGAAUCCGAUAACGAGCCGACGCUGGCUGGUCCCAAACGCGUGAACGCACCCAAGUUGACACAGAAGGACAGACGAGAUCUGGCCCGCGCGGAACGGAUAGCGCGACGAUUGGUCGCCGGCUGUACGCCCGUCGCUACACAGAAAGUAGCCGUGAAAUCGCUCAAACCGAGAAUUAUACUAACAGGCAUGGACCGUACGGAACGCCACACGGUAUGCGAGGCGAUACGCAAGCUAGACGGCCACGUACAGACAAGCGUCAACAAGCGUACCACGCACGUACUACUCGGCUCGUUCCGUGCUAACAACGUCCAAUGCUCCGGACUAUCCGUUAUGAAUAAACAAGAGAAAUCAUUAACCAGUGACAGUGCGCCAGUGAAUAAUGACCAUAAUACUAGUGUUAGAAUAAAUAAUCGAGUGAUAGAUAGGCUUGGCAAAAAUGCACGUACCUUCAACGCUUUAGCUGGGGCCGCUCGCGGCGCUAGAGUACUGUACGCACAGUGGGCGUUAGAUUCCUUGGAAGCCAAGCAGUGGUUACAUCACUACGGUUACGAAGUGCCACAUUUGAAGAAAAUUUCACUAAAAGCACGCGUCGAACGUACAGCUCUCGGGAAGUGUCACUCUGAAUACGCAUACGACAUCUUUAGUGGCAUGCGCGUACUAUUAAAAAGUACAGCUGAACAAAGGGACGCCGCGAAACAACUGCUAGAACUGUGCGGCGCGGUUGUACAAGAUGGCGGACACGCACAAAAUGGCGGCAGUUUUGACAUCACUAUCGGCGCGGGAAAUGGUGAAGUGAGCUCGAAGUGGGUGUUCGAUAGUGUUGCUUCAGCGAGAAUGAGGACUAUAAGGCGUUAUGUGGUGAGUGGGGUGGGUGGUAGGGAUGUGGGGACACAAGAAACGAUUAGGUAAUGUGCGGUGCUCAGUAUUGUUGGGUAAUAUUAUUGUUAUAAUGUCUAUAUACCGACUCAACAAUGAAUAAUUAUUGUUGUAUAUCUAUAAUCCAAUAUUUAAUGUCGAAAUUAAAUGAAUUUAUUUUGCUAGAAUGUAGGUAAUUUUAGAUGAUAGAGUUUUAUAUUUUCUGUGUACAUUCUGCCUCUAUGUCGGCGUGCAAAUUUUUAGCAGUAUAUAUAGGUAUACAUAUAUAUAAUAUAUGUAAAUUUUAUUUGUGAAAUGGCGCGAAAUCGAAUGAAGUUUUUAAAAUAAUAAACGUGUUCCAAAUUCAAAAUAAUUAAAGAGUUAAAAAAAAGUCUUUAUGUAACAGUAUUUAUAGCCAGACUAGUUAUAUCAAUUACUAGCGACCCGCCCCGGCUUCGCACAGAUGUACAUUACAUCACAUCACAUUAGAAACCUUAAAAAUUAUCAGUGUUUCUCUAUUAUGCAUGUAUUAUAAUAUUAAACCUUCCUCUUCAAUCACUCUAUCUAUUAAAAAAACCGCAUCCAAAUCCGUUGUGUAGUUUUAAAGAUCUAAGCAUAAAUAGGGACAGACAGACGAAAAGCGACUUUGUUUUAUACUAUGUACUGAUAAUUACUAGUACCGCAUUCGAGUAUUCUGACGCUUCCCUAAUGUUGACUGGGAGAAAAUGCUGUUAGCAUUAAGCCCGCUAUGUACACAUAUAUGUACUAAUGAAUAAAUAAAUAAAUAAAUAUCACAUCUCCCAUAUUUAGAACUAACAAAAUUUUUCAUCGUGCCUCCCACCAAAUUGUUUAUAAUUACUCCUCUCCAUCCAAAGGUUGCCUGGAAGAGAUCGCUCUUAGCGAUAAGGUCGCCCAUUGUUUUCUCAUUGUGAUUAUUUCUUGUAAUUAUUUAUAUUUAUAAUAAGUUUACUAUUAUAAUCUUUUGGAGGAAACAAUAAAGAGUAUCUAUCUAUCUAUCUAAAUGUACCUACAUAUCCAGCCGUCAAAAACAUAUACAUAUGUAUUAAUACAUAACAAAGAAAUAAUUGUUCACUGUGAUAUGUUAUAAUUUCGUUAAUAUGUUCUUGGAAUUGUGAAUCAUAUGAUUUUUUAAUGUAUUAUCACAUACCGUACUGUAUAUAGUGUAAUAAUAUACUGUGACGUCCAUGCAUUUGUUAAGGUAACGUUUACCACUCUCUAUUGUAUAAAAAUUAAGGAAUACCUAUUGUAUAAAAUAUAUAUACAUGUGGGAAAAUGUGAUCUAAUUUUUACUAU
Galleria mellonella (greater wax moth) is the source of this 3310-nucleotide messenger RNA. RefSeq lists its product as uncharacterized. Lineage: Eukaryota; Metazoa; Arthropoda; Insecta; Lepidoptera; Pyralidae. The record is from RefSeq and is a predicted model, not a curated record. The transcript has 10 exons. The coding region runs from base 275 to 2050 and encodes 591 amino acids.